GGAAGAUCACCACCGAACACGGAAGCGCGCGGUCUUCCGCCCGUUUCGGUGGACAUCUUCCAGACUCGGCAGAGGAGGCGUCCGGGCGCUGCGCCGUGUGUAGACUUCUUCUCCUCACGCAACAGAUAGGCUUGGCUUGGCCUGGCCAGAAGAGAACUGCUGAUUCCGCGGACUCCAAACUGUCGGAUUAGUAGAGAUGAACGACCGUGAGAAUAACAACAUCUCGACCAACCCAUUCGCAGCGCUCUUUGGAUCAGUGGCUGAUGCAGAGCGCUUUUCAGCCAAACAGGGCCAACAGCAUGGUGACAAGAUUGAGGAUGAGAGCCCCACAGAGGGUUUCACGGAGAGCAGCAGCAGCAGCAGGUCAGAGAGCGCCGACGAGGAGACUGAGGACUCGGUGGAGGCGUGCAAGCGGGACUUCCGCAACCAGCAAGAGACCUGUGUGCACCUCAACCUCAACCACAUGAUCCAGCGCGUCUUCCUCAUCACGCUCGACAGCAGUGAACCCAGCACUCGGAACAGCAAUGGGAUCCCACCAUGCUGCGUUUAUCUGCAGGAGACAGUUGCGCAGCCAGACGCACAAGAUUGGCUCGAUAUGGACAACUUGGAGCAGGCGUUGUUCACGCGCCUUUUGCUGGUGGAUCCGGACAGACAUGUGGUUUCCAUGACCGCCGGCCAGGCCAAUUUUUCAGCGGAACGUGACGCUGGGGAGCACAGCGUGCUGCACUAUCUCCUCGCCUGCUACCGGCGCGCCAAGAUUGAGCUGGCCAAAGUCCCGGAGCACUUGCUUGGCUCCGUGGUUCAGUGCCGCAAUCUCUGCGUGUCCAACGCGCGAACGAGCCUGCUGACGCCAGAAAUCUACCCUGACACGGACACGCAUGCCCAGCUGCUGGAACUGCUGGCCGACUCUGCGUCUGUCACCCCCGGUGGGGAGCUAGGCGAGGGGGCUGAGUUCAUGCAGGCGGUUCUGUCGGCGAUGGUCACCGAGGGCGACUCCCUGGAAGACGCCUUUUGGCCAGCGCUGGACGUGCUGCGGGGGCAGCUGGAGACGACGCGUCUGGAGGGACCAGCCCUGCCGCGCUGCUUGGCGGCGCUCAGCGCCUGGGUAGCGCACCCCGAGUUGGCCAAGGUGCUGAUGCGGCACGUGGCAGUGGCGGAUGGCCAGCAGGGCGCGCAGUACGACGGCACGAUCCUGGGUGCGGUGCUGCGCCCCUCCUGCCUGCCCCUGAGCCCCUUCGCUCCCCCAGGCCCCUCGGGCGUCGGGCAGCAGCCAUACUUCUCCAACCCGACGCGCAUUGGCCCCCACGAGCUGCACAUGCAGGAGACCAACAUACACCAGUUGAUGUCGCACCUGCAAGAGCAGAUGAGCCUGGUGCUGCGGACACUCAUGCAGAACCCGGAGACGCGGCACGAGCUGCUUUCCUGGCUCGCCGGAUGCUUGAGCGCCAAUGCCGGCCGGCGCAAGCUCUGGGCCAGCCAGAUGCCUGCCCUCUUCCAUCAGGGCUUCUCCUCCGAUGGUAUGCUGCUGAACCUAGGCGGUGUCCUUGCACGCCUCUGCCGUCCGUUCUGCCGCCCGCAUUCUCCCAAGUUGCUGGGUUUCGACCCCACGUAUUGUGCAGCGGGAUCGCUGGAGCCGACCGCGCGUGCGGCACGUGGAGUGCACAUGGCUGGACUCGAGAAGGAGACAUGCCUGGUGCCAAGCGACCCGGGCGAGAUGGCGAAUCUGGCCGAGUCGUACAACCUGCUCACAGAGAUGCUGAUCAUGGCACAGCUGACCCUCAGUAUUGGCUUCCACAGGAUGCACGGUGAGCUGGUCAACCUGAAUCGGGCUCUGCAUCAGCUCCGUGCCGCCUGGCAGGACGCCACGACGGUUGGGUCACCGGCCGCUGCUGGGCUGCAGGAGCGCUUUGAGCACGCCACCUCAGCCUACCUGAGUUUAAAGGCAGCCCUCACUGAGCCACAGGCACUUGGCCACUCCCUGGCCGUUCAGGCCGCCACUGCCGAGCUCUGUGUGCAGUACGCACUGGGAGAGGGGCGGCCGGGAGAGUACCUCCAAGUGCAGUUUGCCGACGAGAACGAUGCGGAGGGCAGCGCCGGGUUGGUGGGCAGCCUCCUCAAACACACACCGGAGUUCUUGGUGGACAACCUGGCCGACCUGCUCAUCUUCCUGCGGAGGUUUUCUGAAGCGACGCUGGAGGAGACUGGGGACUCCCUACAGGACUUCCUCAACCUCAUCACCCUCUUCAUGGGCAGCACUCAUCGUAUGCGGAACCCCCACCUGCGAGCACGCCUGGCCGAGGUGCUGGAGGCCGUGAUGCCACGCGUCGAGGAGGCGACGCCACCCUCCGGUCCGCCCGUGCCCACGCUGCGGCGCGAGCAGGCCUUCACCACUUAUCCGCACGCGGCCCGGCUCGCUUGCGCCCUUCUCAACGUCUUCGUCGACAUCGAGUUCACCGGUGACCCGCACCAUUUUGAGCAAAAGUUUAACUACCGGCGACCGAUGUACCCAAUUCUGCGGUACAUGUGGGGUCAGGAUGAUUACCGGGCCAGCAUCAAGGAUCUGGCAAAUCAGGCAUUGCAGAACAUCGACGCCACGAAUGCACCCCUUUUCCUCCGAUUCCUUAACUUGCUGCUCAACGAUGCCAUAUUUUUACUGGAUGAGGCCAUACAGUAUCUGAGCCGCAUCAAGGUGCUGCAGCUGGAGAGAGAGCGCGGCGAGUGGGACGGUGAUGAGCCCGCAGCGAGACGCGAGCGGGAGAACAGCCUCAACAUGUUUGGGCAGCUGGCGCGCUUCCACAACAUCAUGUCCAACGAGACAAUCCGCACGCUCGCAUUCCUCACUCAGGACAUCAAGGCCCUGUUCGUGAACCCGGUGCUUUGUGACCGCGUCAUCGCUAUGCUCAAUCACUUCCUGCAGCACCUCGCCGGCCCGCGCAUGGGUGCCCUGAAGGUCAAGGACUUCAGCGAGUUUGACUUCCGGCCGCACCAGCUGGUCUCCGACAUCUGCACCAUCUACCUGAACCUGGGUGAGAAGGAAGCGUUCUGUGCGGCCGUGCCGAGGGAUGGGCGCUCCUACUCGCCCACGCUGUUUGCGCAGACGGUGCGCGUGCUCACCCGCAUCAACAAGCCUAGCGACAUGAUCACCGCGUUCGUUAACCUCGCCGACAAGGUCAAGUCUCUGGCCGACCAGCACCAGCAGGAGGAGGAGACGUACGCAGACGCGCCCGACGAAUUCCUGGACCCCAUCAUGAGCACGCUGAUGCAGGACCCCGUCGUGCUGCCGUCAUCGCGAGUUACCCUGGAUCGUUGCACCAUCGCACGGCACCUGCUCAGUGACCACACGGACCCAUUCAAUCGCAGCCCCCUGACUAUGGAGCAAGUGAAACCCGACACGGAGCUCCGGGACCAGAUUCAGGAGUGGCUGCAGCAGCGGAGGCAACAGCAGCAGCAGCAGCAGCAGCAGGAACAGCAGCAGCAGGAACAGCAGCAGCAGGAACAGCAGCAGCAGGAGGAACAGCAGCCAAGUGGGACCAGUUAACCCCCCCUCCUUACCCCUGCUGUGUAUCCAAUGUACAUUUAUAAAGCAAACCGGAAUAAGCCAGACCGUGACUAUAGCAAAUAUAACAUUUACCAAGUGUGACUUAGCAACUAACCACGAUACUGCUUGACCUACAAUGUGAAGCUUUAUCAGCAGGGGUGACCCAUUCAACCCAUAGCUUGAGUGUCAAUGUAAUUUAACAGAACACCGUACCAGGGCAGCCUUUUAGUUUCCUCGACAGAAUGCUCGGCGCUCGCAUCGGCUUUAUUCCACAUCACGGGUUGAAGAAUUUAGAAGCAGCACCUUCCUUGGCUAACGCUGACCGCGAGGUUAUGUAACGCAACACAUCACCUUGCAUUGCAGACAACUGCCCCUCUUUGCAAUUGUGUUAAAAACAAAGCCGUUUUAACGAGUUCAGAAUAUUAAAUAACGGGGGUGUAAAUAGCAAUAUAUGACACGAGGCAUUUAUCAAUAAUAAUUAAUUGCUAACACGGGUGGAUUGGUGGCUUGGACCCAGCGAUCCGAUUCCUGGACAUGACUAACAUAUUUGGUGAGUGAUAUGUGAACCGGUCCCGACUUAACUUUUCACCUUCCCUCAUCAUCCGCAUUGACCAGCGUCGUGCAGCAUUGCCAAGCAAUCCCCCAUGAUCGACGGAGUACGGGAGUGCUUUCACCCAGCAAUGAAUUGAGUAAGAGCUGUAAAUUAUUAUCAUUAAAUGUAUUUGCUAAAACAUUUGAUUUUAUUAAAAAUUCUAUGUAACAUAUUUAAAUGGCUAUACGUUUAAGUUCCUGAAGCUAGCUUUACACACGCCUUGCUGCAAGUGCAACAUGGAAAGUUUAUUGUCUUCUAAAGUGUAAUCUAAUGCGGCGUACAAUUGGAAUAGUGAAUCAGCAUCGAGCCAAGUAAAAAUUUUCCACUUAUACUGCAUGUCACCGUGUAGAAGCUUUUGAGCGUGUAAAUCUGCAAAAUCAACACUGAACACAUGCCGGCUAUAUCCGUAGGUGAUCGUCUGCUUUAUAUUGAGGCACCGUGUGUGACGGCGCCGCUCAAUACAUUUUUGCUCAAACUUUUACAAGUCUGUUGAAAUUUCAUCGCGAGGGCUUUUAACGGGCUGGAUGAAGCAUUGCCAGUGUAACGCAAGUGAUCCAGAAGUUAAUGAGUCUCGUCGAUGUGGGAAAUAAUCCUGAUUUGUAAAGUAGCAACACGCAACAAAAAGUAUGGAGUAACUUUGAAAACGACCUUGCAUACAGCAGGGCUACAAGCACGUUAAAAUAUCUGGAAUAGAGACUCGCAUUGUUUUCCUUGCUUUGUGUUUGAUUCUCCUCCACAAGUUGAUUUUAUUCAGCAAAAGUGCCGUUAUUCAUAUUUCUCAUUUAAAAACACAGCGGCCUCUUCAGUCUUGCUUUGGACUGUAGUAAUAAUUUUUUAAUGGUAAACAUGUUUUCGGGUAGUUUGUUGUUGGAAAGCACCAGCAUACCAAUAGAUGCCUACAUAAAUGCACCCCAACUUUUUUUUCUUUCCCCCCAUGACCUUUUUUAUUUGGUUUCUUUGCUACUGUUUGACACAGUCACGAGGCUUUUGCAACUUUUGACAGCUCCCAUAUCUGUGUUUGUUCUUCUAAAUAAAUAUUAAUAAAUUCCACAAUAGCUGAUUAUUAUUCAAGACAUUCAGAAAUCUACAUUUAUUUAUUUUUACAUUUCAACGAUGUGUUGUCACUCUAUUGCCUCUGUCUUAGUAGGUGUAGUACACACGAUUCCGCUUAGACACGAGUGCGUGUGGGUCCUUGGCUUAAUUGGACUGCGAAGGCAACUUCUGCCGGUGAGCGCGCGUCAUGGUUGGAGUGUGGAAUAUGCGGGAGUGGGAAGCCAACGUAGAAUGUGAAGGAACUCGCAAGUGACUCUUCGCACAAACUUAAAACUCAUUUGUUUAGAACUGCAUUUUGUGUUUAGUUGUCCUUCCCCCGCACCUGCGAUUAGCACUACUACGUACGGUGCAAAAGGAGUUCAUACGUAGACUCGCACAGAGACACAUCGGCUCACAUAGACACAGACUCACUCAUUUCUUUAGAGCUGCUUUUUGUGUUUAGUUGUGCAAAAGAGGUUCAACAUGCAUACAAACUGCUUGCUUUUGAGGGCUGAGCGUUAGUGGUGAGUUGUGCGCUGGGGCAAAGUGGAAUUUGGUAUCUGUACCCAGUACAGGUCCCACUAGAUUGGAAUGCAGUUAAUUGCGGUUGUUGGACUGAGUUUCAUGAGCACGCCACAUUUAGCAUUGCAUUUAUAAGGCCCUAUUCAUAUUAGACUCGCUGAUGUUCACUUUUGUAUUUAUUUUACUAUGUGAAUGUAACCCGAGUUUGUUAGAAGUAGGACUUUAUAUUUGUCGAAUUUUUAUUUGUUGCCAUUCACUAGACUAAUUUUUAUAUAUUUGUGUUUGAGUAAAUAAUGGACUGUCUAAUUCGGAUAGAGCGGCCGUGAAUGUUGCAGAUCCUGAUUUGAAUUUUCUUGAAUUAAUUUUAUUUCCGUUCUUAGUUUAUUAAUGUGGCUGCUUUAAAACAUCGGAAUAAAUAUCAACUCUCACCUUCAUUUGCAUGGUCUUAGGAGUCCAUAAUGUACAUAAUUUAUACUAGAACAUUGUACAUACCAUACAUGUGUGUGAUUUGUGUUUGCACACAUGAAUAUUUCUCCAUUGUAUUUUUCAUUUUACUCCUAGAAAACUAUUAGAGGACAAUAUUGGUAUAGACUAAAUGGAAGUGGACAUGCGUGUAAUUGACUGCACAUUGAUCUGUUGUAGAGUAGAUUGUUGUGUAAUGCUAAGAAUUUAAGAGGAAUGUUUAUGUAUAUAAGUAUAUUGAAUAUGGUAUUGGAAGAAAAAUGCUUCUAAUGAUAAUUAAACAUUGUCAUUUAUUUCCUGAUCAUAUGCUGCGAACACACAUUCACUCGCACAAGCGCAUGCACCUCGCAUUUUACUGUCAAGAGCUCAUUGCCACACACUCAUAAUAGUAAUAAUCUGAAUCUAAUUUCAAAGAUUGAGGCGUCUGCUGGUUUGUCCACAUUGAUAUGGGUGCGGUGCACUGGAGUUUGAUACAAAAUAUGCUGCGCCGAUGUGGUGUGCCGUGGAUUAUGGGAGGAAUUGGCCGUGCGAUUCCAUUGAUCUGCGAUUGUAGAGGAAGAGUGGCACGUGAUUAGCUGCUGAAUGCACGAUACAUUUGCAGAUUCCAAUGUUUUUCAAAGACCAAAAUGGUGCAAAACUGUUUUUUGCGUCUAUUUUAAAGUUUUUUUUUUUCAUUUUGAGAUUUUUAAAAAGCGAAAAUCUCUUUUAAUCCGGACUCAACAAGUCACAUCAGAACACCUAAUCUUACGUGGUGUUAAUAAAAAAACAUUCUUUGCAAAAAAAUAGCUUUUUUCCAUUCACUCGUUGUCCUUGCCUACUUCGACAGCUUAUGACUUUUCGGCCCGUGAAGGUUUUUCAAUCUGCCGCUGGUGAAGGGGAGCAGUGGCAAACCACCAAUACAGUAGUCCACAAAUGAUUACCAUUCGUGGGUUAUUGGGAUGCAAAUUAUUGUACUUCUGCUGUAAUUUGACACUUCCGAAAGCACGGCUAAACAUCGGUGUUUUUAAAUGCUUCUUGAAACUUGUCAGAGCUGCGUUGGACCGUCCACUCAUAGGCGGUAGCCCCCAGCCGAGUGCGUUCCAGACGGCUGGCGCGGACGCGGGGAGCACAGCACUGAGCUGUGACGGUGUCCAGUGGCGUCAAAUCCAUGGUUGACACGUGCUGAAUACGCACCACUUUAUCCGCAUGUUUAAUAAUGGAAAUGUUGGGAUAACCAGAAUGAAUACAAGUCUCAUUUAUCUGUUCCAUAUACAUACACGUGCAAGUUAAUAUUCCUAUUUCGUUUUUAACUUACGGAAGUGAUGUCAUUUGCUUCCCGUUUUUGUGCACAUUCAAGAUUUAGAAUCAUUGCAAACAGGACCACAUUUUUUGCAGCUUAGUAUAAAAGAUGUAGUUUUUCUAAUCAUGAAGCACUUUGGGGUUUUGUUCUCGCUUUAAGAUUUGCAUGGGUUUUAAUUGAGGGUCGAUUAUCUGGAAGAGCAGGUUGAGAUGCUGAUGUGUUUGUAUUGAGUGUAAUUACAACUGGAAGUGCAAAUGAUUGCUGUAAUAAAGCUGUCGAUGGACUCA
Messenger RNA from Lethenteron reissneri (Far Eastern brook lamprey), 7712 nucleotides. It is a transcript of the gene UBE4A, whose product is annotated as ubiquitination factor E4A. The record is from RefSeq and is a predicted model, not a curated record. Gene Ontology annotation, cellular component: nucleus; cytoplasm; ubiquitin ligase complex. Lineage: Eukaryota; Metazoa; Chordata; Hyperoartia; Petromyzontiformes; Petromyzontidae. Gene Ontology annotation, biological process: ubiquitin-dependent protein catabolic process; ERAD pathway; protein polyubiquitination. Gene Ontology annotation, molecular function: ubiquitin-ubiquitin ligase activity.